AUGGCAUUGGUGGAUCACUGCCUGGUGGCAGCGUACUGGACGACUCUGGCAAGCAACCCGAGCGUCGGCUACUCGCCGAGCGCGAGCAUGGGGGCUAGUUACGCGCCGGCGUCCAGCAACACGAGCGCCUUCACGCCGCCGCCUCUGUCAGCAGGCAGUGGCGGCCGGGGCGGGGGGAUAUCGCCAAACAGCGCGACCUACCCCCACGGCCACAGCCACCACCAACACCAACUUUCCGGGCAGGGGAGUAGUCUGGGUACUGCGACGGGCACUGGGGGCCAGCCGAACCAGCUUCCGAACAUAGACUACGAGCAGGCCGGUGUCGACUUUGUGUUGACCCUCGAGAACCCCUGCAUGAACCACCUCCCCUGGAUGCUCGAGCGGGCCGUCACAACCGGCAUCCGCGAGCCCUGCGGCCACGCGCUCAUGGCGUCCUGCCCACCAGAGCCCUUCUCCGAGCUCUCCCCCGACAUCCCCUUCGGCCAGCAACCCCAAGCCCAAAACGGCAGUGGCGGCGGGCAUACCCACCCCCACAACCACGCCCCCGCCGAACACCCCGGCCCCAACCCCAGCCCCGGCACUGGCGCGGUCCCGGGCCGCGGCCGGAGGCACGUGGAGGCUCAACAAGGGCGAUCUAACGACGCUGCUGGACCUCAGCAAGCGGCUGAACCUGGACGGCGAGAUCACCCCCGUCAUGGCCUGGGGCAUGGUGCUCGCGCACCCGCGCCUCGCCGAGCUGCGCCCGGAGGACUUUGCGCGCCUGGCAGAGGAGCUCGGCGGGAAGGUGCGCUGCUAUGGGUUUGGCGCCGUCAUGGAGGAGUUUGA
This is a messenger RNA of Chaetomium globosum CBS 148.51, 825 nucleotides long. RefSeq lists its product as uncharacterized. The transcript has 2 exons. NCBI's taxonomy places the organism in Eukaryota, Fungi, Ascomycota, Sordariomycetes, Sordariales, Chaetomiaceae. The record is from RefSeq and is a predicted model, not a curated record. Bases 1 to 825 code for a protein of 274 amino acids.